UCUCAGCUGGGCUACUGCUCUGAGGUCAGGACUGUCCUGAACCUCAGGCUCCACUUACAAUGUCUUUCUUCCGGCCGCCUGGCGGCAUUUUUGACAUUAACAGAGAACAGGACUAUGCCAAGAAUUCUGGGGGUAUACUUGGUGAACAUGAAUUAAGACCACCCUCCCAGCCACAUUAUCCUUUAGAGACGACCGAGACAGGGCUCAUAUCAGAACAGAUUUUUGAGACAGUACCCUUGAGUACAGACUCUCUCUUCCAGAGGGCAAUUUCAGUUCUCCAUACUGCUUACUUGGACUCUGCAUCUGGGCUUGGUUUUCAGUACAAUCAAGUGACUUUGGUGAAAAAUGACAUUUUCUUAAAUGAGUAUAAACAUUUUCAUCAGGAAAAAAAGGCAAAUAACUAUACUCAGGAAGAGCUUGAAGAAACUUACGGGUUUCUUCUGUUUCAAACUGAAAAGCAGGCAAAGUUGGCGUGUCAGCGCGGACUCUGUGUUGGCAGCAGUGCUGUUACCACAUUGGGCGACCCGGCAAGAGGUGUAUACAUUUCUAAAUACUCAGACUACCUACAUGCAAGACCAUGGUAUCAUGGGAAGUCUGGCUAUAUUGUUGUUUUUAAACUAAUUAAGGGAAAAGUCAAGUUUGUGUCUGAGAAUUACACAACUAACUAUACUAGCCCGUCUUCUGGCUAUGACUGCCACGUGGCUACAGAUGCUAACAAGGUUUCUCAAAAGACGAGUCAUUUUCGCACCUUUGAACUGAGUCAGUAUUACCUCUAUGAACUUGCAGGCAGCACUGUCACUCAAAGACCCAGACAGAUCUGUCCAUAUGUAAUUGUAGCUUUUCAGUACCGAGAACCUAAAAAAAUGGCAACGCCUGCUCCUCAAAGCAUACUUGAGCUCAGUGAAAAUGUUCUUACCACUCAGUGGAAAGGGAAGCUGACCAUUCAAGGCUGUCUUCUGUGUGAUGUGACACUUUGGCCCUUUUCUGGUGCAGUCAUUCCAGAAAAACUAUCACAUGAACUAGAUUUUAAAUAUUUGAUGAAAGUGUCUUCACUGAAAAAAAGAUUGCCAGAAGCUGCAUUUAGAAAACAAAAUGACUUGAAGCAAAGAGUCUUUUGCCAAGACAUUUGCUUCAGUAUUUAUGAGGUGGAGCUGUCAAACAAACAAGGGAAAAAAAUAGAUAAGCUGACAAAGUUCAUGAAAAACAAACAGCUGGCGAUCAUUAAGAGCUUAGAAGACCGGGGAUUCUUCAUUUUACUUACAUCAUCAGCCUUAAUAUCAGAAACAGACUUCGGAGACCGACACACGGAUCUCUGGGGGUUGCACCUGUUCCAUUCACCGCUGUUGCCAGGACUGAAUGUGUUGAAGGUCGAAAAUGACAUUUCACUGAAGGUGAUGCCGAUUUUACCUGUCCUCAACUGCGUCCUGCUGGAAGCCAAGAAAGCCGUAGCUGAAGGAGUAUGUCCUAACACACUAGUAAAGCGGAGUUUCCAGGAAUUGCACAGAAUGGACAGAAGUACCUCAUCCACGGCCUCUCCUCAGGAUGGAGUUAGAGAGGCCGCUUUCUCUGGCCAGCCGUCUAGUGACUUGGACUUGAUGCCCCCGGCUGAGAAGUGCCCUUUGCAGUCGUUCGCUCAGCUGCAGUCUUACUUUUCAAAUCCCAGUGGCUACGUUCUAGAAGUCUCUGCCGCGUUGGAUUUACUGGCGGAGCGUCCUCAGUCUCCUUGUGUUUCAGACGGAAUUUGUGAUGCUGGUUUUUCUUUAGUUAUGACUCCAGAUUCUGAGUUUUUGGAUGUGGAGGCUGAUGUAAGAAAAGAAACUGAACCAGAGGACUCUGAGGACACAAGACAGGAAGGCACAGCUCCGCUAAGCACAGCGUCAAAUCUCAGAGUUCAGCCAAAAAGAAAGGCGAGCAUGCCGCACGGGGUGCAGAGUGAAAAGGUGAACUUGUGCCGCCCCUGCCCCAAAAGAACUCCUCCUGCACCAGACAAAGCUGCGGGCUCUGCAACAACUCUGAAAUUAAUCAAAGGACAGUUUCCUCAGAAAAGAAAAAGAGGUGCCGAAGUGCUGACUGCACAGUUUGUCCAGACAACUAAACUGGAUAGGAAGAGCCAAGAAGCUCCUUUUACUAAAGAUGCUCCAGUGACAGCUAAUGCUAAAAAGACGAAGAAACAAGAGAAAACUCCAAGCAGAAGUGUCCCAAAGGCUAAACCGCCUGUGAAGAAGCCGCCACAGAAGCCAGUGAAAGACAAUCAGACUCCCAGAGGGAGAAAGCAACCACAACCUGCCAAAAGAGAGACUGCUUCACAGCUCCAAUCAGAGGUGACAUCAGAUGGUCAAGCAGAUGUUACUAUCAAUACAGCUCAACCAGGCAAUACCACAGUGACUCAGAAAGAUCCACCUGAGGACUCCAUCGUCAACUGUGACUCCCUGAAUAUGCUAGCUGAUCUCGCGUUAAGCUCUGCUACCUCUUCCACGUCAUCGUCUGAUCCCAGGAACCCGUCUGAAUUACCCCAGAGUGAUGUCUCCCUGCCUAAAGAACUCUCUUCGCGAGGUACAUCGGAUCAUGAAUACCACAAAGGAGUUAAAAGUCUAAAAGGUGGGCUGUCACCUAAACUUUCCUCUGGUAAGAGUAAUUUGCUAGUAGACUCAGGCAUCAGCCUAGAGGAGACAGGUGUGUUUCCUGCUAAUGAUGCCCAGCCAUCACUUCCCGAGGAGACAGUAGGAACUUCUGAAGCGCGACCAGGCUCCUUUGUGGCUGCAGAACAUUCCUAUGCUCUGCUCCUUGCAGAACAUUCGAAGAAGCACCUGCAGCAGAGAGGGGCACCGAGUCCUGCCUUCGCAAAGAACAGCACCAAAGGCCCCGAAGCAGGAACCCCAGUAGGAAAAGUCAUGCCCUUUCGGCAUCAGCAAAGCACCGCUCCUCUGCAGAAACUUCCUGAGGACUCCUCACUAAAGCACAAGAAUAGAUUAGUGUCUCCCAGCCUGCAUGAUUUUUCUUGUUCUCAUACAGUGUUUAGCUGUGAUGGCUCUUUGAAGGUCACUCUCAAAUGUGAAACAGAGUAUUUAUUCAGCUUAGAUAGCAAAUAUACCAACAACCCACUGGAGAAAACAGUAAUACGAGCAUUACAUGGGCCCUGGAACACUGAUUUGCCUGACAGUGUGGAUGAAGUGAAGCUUUUACUUCAUAUGUGGGUAGCUCUGUUUUACAGCAAUCAGAACAAAGUCAUUCAUUCAUCCAGAAGAGUGGUAGAACACAGCAACCCAGCAAAAUACGUGUCUAUCCAUAGCACUUUAGAAUCUCUUGAAUUCAGUGAGAUUGAGGAGCCUCUCAGUGUGGAAAGGUGCUCUGCAGACCCUCUGUUGGAGACUAAUGUCACACCCACAGGUCACACUGCUGAGGUGUCCUUCUCUGACCCCAACACUGUGAUAUCUCUCAUUAAUCCGCCAGCAGCAAGAGGCUUGGGCCUCUGGAUACAGAAUGAACAGGAAGAAAUGUUUGCAAGAGAGAACCACCGCGAUACCCCAGGAAACCAGAAUUUCAUCUAUUCCUGUAACAGUGAGAUCAUUGGGCAGGUAGCCACAGAGUCAGCAGAUACGCCAGAGACGGCUAGUCUUCUGCUCUCCGGCAUCGCAAGUACACAGCCUUGUAUCCCAGGUGAAGAUCAAUCCUUCACGCCACUCGAUAGUGCAAGAGUGACUUCAUACAGCGACACUGUUAGGCAGACCGCGGCCACUAAGACUUACAGUGGGACCGGCGGUCAGUCAGUGACUUACCCAAAGACCGUGUACAGCGCCCUGGAAAACAAAGUUGACAUUUUUCAUGCAGUAGAGCAGACACACACAGGUGCUUUAGAGGACCUCCUCCGGAACAGCAGCCCCAUCGACAAAGAUUUCGACAAGGCAGACAGUACAGGAUACGUCCUGAUUAAUCUGGAGCCUGCAACUCUCACCUAUGUGCCAAUACAGGCUGAAGUGGGGAGCAGAAUCGAUAAGCCUCUCAGCUUGACCUUGGAGCUGACUGAACAGGUACUGCACAGUGCAACUCUUGGGCAUUCUGUCCCCUCACUUGAAAAGACACAGGCACCUGUUCUUAGGAACAUUUCAUCUGUCCUUGGGUCAGAACAAAGCACUAACUACCUUUGUGCCUCCUCAGCAAGUAAAGCGCUUGCUGGAGAGAUGUGUUCACUCCAGGCAGAGAUUCCCACGCCAGACUCAACAUUAACAUCUGAUACCUCACUGGUAGCUGAGGCAUUACCAUUAAUGAAAAGUGCUAAGCACUCGGUACCUGCACAAGAGAUGAUGAUCUCUCAGGAGUUGCUUCUGCAGAGCCAGUGUGUCCAUAGUUUACCAUCAGAAGAAGUCAGAGAGCUAUCACAAGUUGAAGAAGUGGUUUCUGCUACUUUGCAGAAAAACCACUCACUCAGUUGCCUUCCAUCACCAACUAAUAUUUCAAAUGACGCGUUGCACCUAAAGAAUAAGAGUGGUAUGGACGGUGAAAAUACGAAUCGCGAGUCAUUUCGUUCAACACUGUCCAAACAAACCGGCCUGUCUGUGAGUAGAGAGGAGGCCAACCCAAGAGGACCAGAAGAUCCUGACAUUGACCUGAUUCUCACAAUAACACCGUCUAAGAGCCGAGAAGAACGUCCUUCUGGGAAAAUAGAGCAACGGCAGGAGGCCCCACUAGCAAAUAGAGAACUUCAGAGUGUAGCUAAAGAAAUCACCGAGUCAGGAAAGACAGCUUUCAGAGACAACAGAGAAGUGAGCUGUGCACCGUGCACAGUGGGGAAACCAUUAGAAAAUGAGCAAAGCAACAGAAACCUGGCACCAGUCACUCUGUUUCCUGAGGAGACCUGGACCCUGGAGGAGAUUACAGAGGAGGUUAACAUCUCCUCGGGGCUUCCCUUUGGUUCUUUCAUUGAAGAGGUGUCACCAGUCUCUAGCCCUGACCCUCUGCUACCCGCUGCAGAAGCACGACCGCCUCAGACUGUGUGUCCAGCAACUUUAAAACUUUCUGAUACACAGUGUGAGAAAAGUGACACAUUGCCCCAGCCUGAGUCGGAAGGUUUGACCCUAACAGAAGAAGGAAAUGCUUCUAUUGGUCCUGCCCCUCUAGGAGGACAAGAUACAUUAACGCAGGAAGUACCAGCGCAGCUGUGUGCGGGAUCGCCUCCGGGAUUAAGUGAUCAUCCAGGAGGAAAAGAUUUAGUCCCCAGUGGUAAAGUAACCACAGAAAUUGUCCCAGAAAUUUUCUCAGAAAAGGUGCCCUGUCAUAAUAAAGAUUCAAACCAGCCUGCCUUAGCUGACAGUUACAGAGAGGACCUUGGGCCUUCUGUAGAAAAAACAGUGACAUCAAGAAACCCACCGCAGUUGCUGAGUGUAGAGAAGAACCACCUGGACGUGAAGAGUCUUGUCUCGGAGACCAGUGAGCUUCCAGUUAGUCCUAGAAAGAUGAAGGAAAGCGAGACCUUGACUGCCGAAUUUGUUCCCGCAGAUCGAUUGAAUGUGUCAUUCAAACAACAGACUAGCCCGAGGGACGCUGAGAAAGCACUCAGCAGUGGGGAUUCGAAAACACAUGAAGACAGUUACCUGCAAGUUAGCACUUUGAGCUCCUGCUCACGUGGUGAGGUCGCUUGUGCACUAGCACACACGUCCUCGGGGAGUCCCAGACAGGCUUGCCCUCCCUCGGAUGGUCCCCCACACGGCCACUGUGGGGGGAGAGAGUUCCAAACGCGAGAAAUCUCAGUAGUCAGAAUGGCCAGUUUACUUAAGAACUGUGAAACUGAAGCCGAAGUCCGUGAACAGAAUAGAGGUCUAAGAAGUAUCGGCUCUCAGUCAAGCUUCAUGCCUCCGGAAGAUGAACCAGAUCCUAGGCAUGUGGUCCAAGAUAUUCCGGCAUGCGCAGCAGAAGCUUUGAAGGGCGGCUUCUUUCCCGUGUACACUGGCUCCUACCAGAAUACGGCAGGCCCUGCUCCAAGUAUCAGUGAGGAGCCUUCUGCUUCCUUUGCUCCUGAAGCUUGUGACCCUCCUAUCUGUGGAGUCUUUCAAGAGCUGGAGGGAAAUAAAAACCCUGAGGGAGGACUCACACUGGAGGAGGAAUUGGGAACCCUGACUGAAGGCGUGGCCGUCAGUGCAAAUUUCGACAUCCAUCACGAACCGAUUUCCGAAGACUCCGAUAAAGGUUCUUGUGAUUGUGGAAGUCCCAAAUCCGACGUGGAAGAUCCCUGCACUUUGCAACACAGGUGCACCAAGAAGGAGGGUCCUCUAAAGGAGGAUUGCGACUCCUUCCUGCACCUACAUACUAAUGACAACGAAGAUUGGGACUACCCUCCUCAGACCCCAGGGCUGGAGACCAGCAUCCCUUCCCGAAACUGGUACCUCGGGUUGAAGCAAGAAGAGAAGUACAGGCCCAGUUACAUCCAGAUCCGAGACCUGCGAGGCAUCCCCAGGACAUACGCUAAUUUCACCAUCACCAAACAGCUCCAGGACACCACCCGGACGCUGCACAGCCUGGGGAGGCAGCCCGACCGCACAGCGCACUGCAGCUUGCUCAGCUCAUGGAUAGACUCCUGGCACGUGUCAGACGACCUCACCCAGAACACCCUGGACAUGGAGUACCUGCGCUUCGCACACAGCAUGAAGCAGACAGCAAAGGGCAGAGACCCGCCACGCUCGGCCUCUUCAACCAAACUCUUCGCCAGAGAGUCACCUCUCCACAUCAGUGCCGCUGCUUUCCCUCUGACAGAAAGGCCCGAGUCGCAGCUCCUGCAUCCCGCGGCCAGGAGUAGAAGUCCCCUUCUGAUAACAGUCACGCACUCAGAUGCCAGGCAGCAGAACCUGCCCAGGAGAGACCGCAGGCCGACCAGUUUGGGCAGCCCUUCCUUCUGGAUGGAGAAAGACGACCACUGUCAGAAUCAUUUUAUGAAUUUGGAUAGAAGUCCGACUGUCCCGUUGCACCUCAACAAACUCAGAUAUAACAGUACUUCGAAGGACUCACGGAAUGACAUUUCACUCAUUCUCAGUGAGUACGCCGAGUUUGACAAGGUGGUGAUGAACAGCAGCCCGGCUGUGUUCCCAGGGAAAGGAGCAAGUGUUUCCAGAGGACCCACACCUCAGGAGCUGUGCUCCUCCUUCCCGAGGAAGGCAGCCUCCUAUGAAGACAUGAUUACUGACUUGUGUACCAGUUUGCAUGUCAAACUAAAACAUGUUAUGAAAGAGGCUUGUAAGAGUACCUUCCUGUUCUACCUCGUUGAGACGGGAGACAAGUCGUUCUUUGUGAGGACAAAGAACAUUCUGAGGAAAAGUGGCCACACAGAAAUUGAACCUCAGCAUCUCUGUCAAGGUUUUCCCAGAGAGAAUGAGACGCUCAUAGUCAUCAUUAGAAAUGAGGACAUAUCGUCACGUGUGCACCAGAUCCCUUCUUUGCUGAGGCUGAAGCACUGCGCCAACGUCAUCUUUGCAGGGGUCGAUAGCCCAGAAGACAUUCUGGAAUACAGCUACCAAGAACUAUUCCAGACAGGAGGAUUUGUGGUGUCAGAUGACAAAAUAUUAGAGACUUUAUCAUUAGUGCAACUGAAGGAAGUGGUUAAAACUCUGGAAAAACUGAAUGGGAAUGGACGGUGGAAGUGGCUGCUUCAUUAUAGAGAACAUAAAAAACUCAAGGAAUGUGGAAGGGUGGAUUCAGCCGCACGUAAGAAGAACACGAUCCUGAAAUCCUGUCAGAGCGUGAACAUUGUUGAGUUGCUUCAUUACCACCAGUGUGACUCUCGGUCAGCAGCAAAAGGCGAAUAUCUGAACUGUCUGUUAAGCCUGCAGACUCAGCACAUCCACGCCAGGUUUGCUGUCUUCCUAACAGAAAAGCCUAUGGUCUCCAGAGAAGUUUUUGAAAACAGUGGCAUCCUUGUUACAGAUGUCAGUAACUUUGUUGAAAAUAUACAGAAAGUUGCAGCUCCGCUUAGGAGUAGCUGUUGGUGAUUCAACUUAGACUGACUUCGUCGUGAAUGAGAUGACACCAACAGCCAACUGCCAUCCUCCUUUCUCCAGCGUACUCAAGACGGGCAAACUUGAUUUUCUAUGUUUUGCUGAAAUAUCUGACUUCAUUUAGACACCUUGUCUAUUCGAUUUGAUUGUGACAUUAAAAAGUGUUUUUAAUUUAUUUUUUUGAACAGAAUGCCUUUAAAGCUAUUAACUGAAAAUAAGGACUUUAUCAGCUGUAGCAAAAUUAAGUAUCUUUGCCUCUUGCUUUGUUUUCUGCAUGCUGAUGUCAAGGCAUACGUGGUGUGUGGGCUCUCUGGGUACAAGGUUGGAUACCCCUGUAAGGUCUGCGGUUCUGACUGUUACUCAAGCGACACUACAUGGAGUUGCUUUUUGGUUUUUUUCCCAAAGGUACAGAUUUACAAGACUCCUUUCUCACUCUUUUUGUAAAUAGUACAUUACAGAAUCAACUCUGUGGAAGAAGUACCCAUUUAUUUAUAUUAGAAAUAAAUUUCUACAAGUAUUCUUUAAAAGUAAAUAGCAUUUUAAGAUGCAAAAAGUAUUGAACUAUGGUUUUUGUAACUUUCUUUUUUCUAAUAAAGACAACUAAAAACCA
This is a messenger RNA of Erinaceus europaeus (western European hedgehog), 8589 nucleotides long. RefSeq names its product transcription activation suppressor family member 2 (gene TASOR2). Gene Ontology annotation, cellular component: nucleoplasm. Lineage: Eukaryota; Metazoa; Chordata; Mammalia; Eulipotyphla; Erinaceidae. The record is from RefSeq and is a predicted model, not a curated record. Gene Ontology annotation, biological process: negative regulation of gene expression, epigenetic. The transcript has 25 exons. The coding region runs from base 60 to 7973 and encodes 2637 amino acids.